AUAAGAGAAAUACCGACCGUAAUCAAAUUCCGAAUGAUUCGAGCGAUGGCGUAUUGCUACGGUGCCAACGUGCUCUUUCCUUGUCACUCCUUUUCUUCCUCACUCAUUCUUCAUCUCUUUCCCACUCCAUUAGCUUACCGGCCGUUCAGUUACGAUGCGCCGCCGGCGAAGAUUAAGCGGCGGUUUUCUUUUUCUCCUGCAGCUGCGCUGCCUUUCGACCUUUCUCCGCCUCCCAUUGACCACGACCUCCUCGAUACUAUGACGGUUGCUGGGGCCAAGGUAUCAGAAGAUGGAGCAAUAGGAACAUUCGAUAAUGACGAGGAGGCACUAGAUGCUGUUGAGAAUGCCGUCGCGGUUGUGGAUCUUUCACACUACGGCAGGAUAAGAGUUAGUGGAGAAGACAGGGUUCAGUUUCUUCACAACCAAAGUACUGCUAACUUUGAAAUUCUUCAUGAAGGGCAGGGAUGUGACACUGUUUUUGUGACACCAACUGCUAGAACCAUCGAUAUUGCCCACGCCUGGAUUAUGAAAACUGCGAUCACAUUGGUGGUCUCUCCAGUGACCAAGGAAAGAAUAACUGGAAUGCUUAAGAAGUACAUAUUCUUUGCAGACAAAGUUGAAAUUCAAGAUAUUACAGGACAAACAUCCUUGUUCGUACUAAUAGGGCCUAGAAGUAACCAAAUAAUGGAAGCUCUGAAUCUUGCUGACAUAGUUGGACAACCAUAUGGCUCACAUAAGCAUUACAGUGUAAAUGGAAUGCCAAUAACUGUGGGAGUGGGAAAUAUCAUCUCUGAAGACGGUUACUCACUACUGAUGUCUCCAGCUGCUGCUGAGUCGGUCUGGAAAGCUCUUCUAGGUCAUGGGGCCAUCCCAAUGGGUUCUAAUGCAUGGGAAAUUUUAAGGAUACUUCAAGGAAGACCAGCUCCUGGGAAAGAGCUCACUGAUGAGUUUAAUGUUCUGGAGGCUAAUCUGUGGAAUGCUGUUUCUCUUAAUAAAGGGUGCUAUAAGGGCCAAGAAACCAUUUCUAGGCUUGUAACUUACGAUGGCAUCAAACAGAGGCUGUGGGGAAUACGUGUACCAUCACCGGUGGAACCUGGCAGCACCAUCUCAGUGGACGGGAAAAAGGUUGGCAAGGUGACUAGUUUCACCAAAGGUAUACGAGCAUCUCAGCCCCUAGGACUUGGCUAUAUCAAGAGGAAAGCUGCUUCUGAGGGAGACACUGUAAUUAUUGGUGAUGAUGUUGUGGGUACAGUGGUGGAAGUGCCUUUUCUCGCUCGUCAAAUCCCUCCAUCCUAGAGCUAAUGUAGCAUAUGUGAUGGCUCUGUUAUAACUUACCCUGGCCUCCAGAGAAGGCUUAUAUAUGUUAGCACAUCGACAGUAUGGUAUCUGCUAUCUAAUUUGAGUGCUUGUCCCAUUGGUGGCUCUAUCAAAAGCCUCGUAUAGUGGUUUACCAGAUCUCGUGAGCCAGUAACCUUUUGCUGCAUCAAAACUGUGCACUGCAGGCCCCUCGGUCCGCCUCCAGAAUAAAGGAUAUCUCGUGUCAGGGGGCUUUAACACCUUGACAACCAAUUCAGAUGUAAUAGAAGUAUACUAUCUCUCUCAUUAUUGUCGCGAAUUCUCUUAACCCUUUUAGUUAUGAGCCACUUUACCUUGUGAUUUUUGUAAUCAUAAGCAAAUUCUUGUUAUUUACUAGGAUUUGCGUGGCUUGAACAUAAUUGAUAUUGUAGGAGAGCUAUUGGGGGCUAAUCAACCUUGAGUUAUAGAGGGUAUCUUUUCUUGUCAAAUUUUGUUAUGAAGUGAGUCAAAUCCUUUCUCCUUGAACUAAACAUUAGUUUCAUCA
This is a messenger RNA of Nicotiana tabacum (common tobacco), 1840 nucleotides long. Its product is annotated as putative transferase At1g60990, chloroplastic. The record is from RefSeq and is a predicted model, not a curated record. Gene Ontology annotation, molecular function: protein binding. Gene Ontology annotation, cellular component: mitochondrion. NCBI's taxonomy places the organism in Eukaryota, Viridiplantae, Streptophyta, Magnoliopsida, Solanales, Solanaceae.